Myxocyprinus asiaticus (Chinese sucker) is the source of this 4565-nucleotide messenger RNA. RefSeq names its product formin-like 1b (gene fmnl1b). Gene Ontology annotation, molecular function: actin filament binding; small GTPase binding. The coding region runs from base 708 to 3839 and encodes 1043 amino acids. NCBI's taxonomy places the organism in Eukaryota, Metazoa, Chordata, Actinopteri, Cypriniformes, Catostomidae. The record is from RefSeq and is a predicted model, not a curated record. The transcript is spliced from 26 exons. Gene Ontology annotation, cellular component: cytosol. Gene Ontology annotation, biological process: cell migration; regulation of cell shape; cortical actin cytoskeleton organization.
CUCACUCCAGGAUGGAGCACAGAGAUGUCGUAGAGAUCAGAACCACAUGUGGAACCUGUUCAGAAAGGACUAGGAGCUAGGGCACGACAAAAGAUUGUGUAGUUGAAGAAGUUCCUGUGGGUCUAAAAUCCAAACUGCACUACAGCUGUUUUGGCUAAUUAUUCAGUGUUGUUGCUUUUGUUUGGAUUUUUUCUUUAUUUUUUCUUCGACCAAUCUGCAUGUAUUAUACCCAUUUUUAUUUCCAAAUCUCUUAAGCGUUGCUAAACUCAUUUUGACAGUCUGGUCUGCUGGGACAUUUGAUUUUUUUCUGUAUAUUUGAGCAACAAGACAACACCAUCGGAAGACUUUAGACUUAUGUCUCUCCAUUAGGGACCCGUUUCUUCAAGUCUUCAAAACUUGAAGAAGUCAUCAUUUGUAACCAUGUAAAAAUAUAAUUACUCCAGACAUUGCAUGAAAUUUUGAAAACCCAGAAUUCUUUAGGGUUUGAGUUAAUGCUAGAUUUUAUCUUGCUGUGUCCAUAAAGUGGUCGACCUUGGACCUAAAAGUCUGCUAUAUUGGGACAGAACAAGACGUUUUUGAAGCUUUGAGGACCAAAGAGUUUUCGGAAUCAUUCACAUUGAGUUCAUGUUGUAGAGCUUCACUGAAUGAGACUUAAGAUAUUCUGGACUGUAUAUGUGUACCUGUGUGUGUAAGUUGCGCAUACAGCCAUGGGGAAUGCAGCAGGAAGUUUGGAGAUGUCCCCGGGACGGGAUGUGAAACGGCCCCUGAGCACUUACGGACAGAAACAACCACCAGCCCCAAAACUGCCCUUACCAUCCGAGGAGGAACUGGAGGAGAGGUUCAGCAUUAUGUUGAAUUCCAUGAAUCUUCCACCUGAUAAAGUGAAACUGCUCUGUCAAUAUGACAAUGAGAAGAAAUGGGAGCUAGUCUGUGAUCAGGAACGGUUUCAAGUAAAGAAUCCUCCCUCGGCGUACAUUCAGAAACUCAAGAGUGUAUUAGAGCAGGGAGGAGGCAGAAAGUUUAAAAGGAGAGUCCAAGAGUCCACACAGGUCCUGCGUGAGUUAGAGAUCUCUCUACGCACCAAUCACAUCGGGUGGGCCGAGGAGUUUUUAAAUGAACAAAACAAGGGGUUAGAUGUUCUAGUGGAGUAUCUCUCAUUUGCUCAACGAGCAGUCACAUAUGACAUGGACAGCUCUGACAAUGGAAGUUUUGAUGAAAAAUCUGUUGAAGAUCUAACCACAAGUGCAACAAACUCCCCUACCCACAAUUCCCCACGCUCAGGACGCCCCUUCACCACGAGGAAAGCUCUGCGCUACUCUCGUCUGCUCGGCCAGAAAAACCAUCUGCACCUCUGUAUUAUGUGCCUCAGAGCCAUCAUGAAUUACCAGUUAGGGUUUAAUAAAGUGAUGGCCCAUCCCAGCUGUGUCAAUGAAAUCACCCUCAGCCUCACCAACAAGAGUGCCAGGACGAAAGCACUGGUUUUGGAGCUCCUUGCUGCAGUGUGUUUGGUUCGAGGAGGUCAUGAAAUGAUUAUUGCAGCCUUUAAUAAUUUCAAAGAGGUGUGUGGAGAGAAAACCAGAUUUGAGAAACUGAUGGAAUAUUUCAGCAAUGAAGACAGCAGCAUUGAUUUCAUGGUGGCAUGUAUGCAGUUUAUCAACAUCAUAGUGCACUCAGUAGACAACAUGAACUUUAGAGUGUAUUUACAGUAUGAGUUUACACAACUGGGACUAGACACUAAUCUGGAGAGAUUAAAUGACACUGAAAAUGAGAGACUGCAAGUGCAGAUUCAAGCAUACCUUGAUAAUGUGUUUGAUGUUGGAGCACUGUUAGAAGAUGCAGAGGCCAAAAAUACAAUAAUGGAACAUUUAGAGGAGCUACAGGAACAAAACACACAGUUAAACAAUAGACUGCAGCAGUGUGAGACUGAAGCUGAAGAGAAGACAUCUGAACUGGAGAAACAACUCAUUCAGAGCACAAAAGAGGCUGAGUUACUGAAGGAAAGUCUGAAGGAAGCGCAUGCACAGAUCUCUCAGUUACAGCAGAAGGAGAGGGAGAGAGAGAUGGAGAGAGAGAGAGAAAAAGAAAGAGAGAAAGACAGAGAGCGCUCUGCUAAAGAUUUGACUGAACUGGAGAAGAAGGUUCAGAUUCUGAUGGAUCGGGGUCUGAUCCGUAUGGAGCGAUCCGAAUCUGGCGUUCUGGAUUUACACAUUAUAGCUGCCUCAAACACUACUGAUAAGAGUGCCAAAGAAAAUGAGGCCUCACCUGUGACAGAAUCACAACCUCAGGUCAAAGCUCCGCCCCCACAACUUCCAGUCCCUGCCCCUCCGCCACCUCCUCCUCCACCUCCAAUGAGUGCUGCUCCGCUCCCUUCACCUUUACCUGGGAGGGCAAGUACUGUAAAGACAGGUGUAAAAGGUAAGAAGCCUAUCCAGACCAAGUAUCGAAUGCCACUUUUAAACUGGCAGGUUCUGAUGGAGGAACAGGUGACUGGCACUGUCUUUAAAGAGCUGGAUGAUGAAAGUGUUCUUGGGGAGCUGAACAUGGAUGUCUUUGAGGAGUUGUUUAAAACUAAAGCUCAGUCUGCUGCUCUUGAUGUGGGCACAAUAAAGAUGAAAGUGGCUCAUAAAGCAUCUAGUAAAAUCUCACUACUGGAGCCCAACAGGGCAAAAAAUCUCGCCAUCACUCUGCGCAAAGGUGGCAUGAGUACCGCUCAAAUCUGUACUGCCAUCGAAACGUAUAAUCUUGAUUUACUAAACUCAGAUUUUUUGGAGUUGUUGGAACGUUUCAUUCCAUCUGAUUAUGAGCUCAAAUUGAUUAAGAAUUAUGAAAGAGAGGGACGUCCCCUGCUGGAGCUCUCAGAGGAAGACAGAUUCAUGGUGGCCUUCAGUAAAAUCCCUCGUCUCUCUCAACGAAUCAGUACAUUGACAUUUAUGGGCAACUUCAGCGAAAGCAUCCUGCUAUUACAGCCUCCAUUAAAUGCAAUCAUCGCUGCGUCCAUGUCAAUCAAAUCCUCCAGCAAACUGAAGAAGAUUUUAGAGAUCAUUCUUGCCUUUGGGAAUUAUAUGAACAGUGGGAAGAGAGGAUCAGCGUAUGGAUUUCGACUACAAAGUCUUGAUCUGCUUCUGGACAUGAAGUCCACAGAUCGCAAGCAAACCCUUCUGCACUUCAUCGUCAGUAUCAUUCAAGAGAAAUAUCCACAACUGCACAACUUUCACACUGAACUACACUUUUUGGAUAAAGCUGCACUGGUGUCUCUGGACAGCAUCCUUGCAGACGUGCUCUCUCUUGAGAAGGGAAUGGAUGUUGUCUGUAAGGAGUUCCAACAACAAAAAGACAGCGCUGUCCUCACAAACUUCCUGUCCAAUAACAGCAGUCUGCUGGACUCUGUGGUUAAGGACAGCAAAACUGCACAGGAAGUGUAUCACACAGUGGUGGAAUAUUUUGGAGAGAAUCCUAAAUCCACACCCCCCUCAGUGUUCUUCCCUGUUUUUAUCAGGUUUAUCAAAGCUUAUAAGCUGGCUGAACAGGAAAAUGAACAGAGGAAGAAGAAUGUAUGUGAGAAUGAGGACAGCACAAACGUACCCAUCUCUGACUUGCCUGUGAACACAUCAUCAACAAACAAGGUGCCCAUGUUGCCACGGUUACCGCAGGUGGAUCUGAUCGCAGAGCUGAAACGCAGGCAGAUGUCACCUCUCGUGCGAGAGGGCAAAGACGGAGCCAUUGAGGACAUCAUCACAGAUUUGAGGAACCAGCCAUAUAUCAGAGCUGAUGGAGGAAGACGAAGCGCCAAAUGGAAACCAACUCAACAGCUUCCUGUGUCGUCCGAUAUCUCCCUGUGAUACACACACACACAGCUCAAAGCAUGAUGAACCCACUGAAAAAUGAAGCCAAAAAACAGUUUACAAUAAAUAUUUAAGCUUAUAGUUUUAAAUAUCUUAAUUUAUAAAUUAAGCUCUAUAUCAAAGAUCAACUAUUUAUGUUAAAUUUAGCAGCUCAUAUACUGUGAAUCUCACGAAACCUGUCUACAAAAUGUCCAGGUCAUAUUUCAACCCAAAAUUAAAAAAGUUAUAUUUUGCAUUGUGCCAUUAUUUUUAAUGACAAAACUAUGCAAAUAUUUCCCCCAAAAUCAUAACUUUAAUAUAGUUGUUGUUUUACUAUAUUACAAUAAAAAAUUAAAAUUCUGGAAUACAUUUGUUUUUUAUUUAAAUCAACCAAGAGAUAUAAGUACUUUACAGUUAUGUAUUACAAGCAAGUAUUUUAAUAAUGCAACAAAAUAAAAAUCUUAAUGGCCCCAAAAAAUGGGCUUUAUUUUGGGUUGAAAUAUGACCAGAACAGGUUUAGUAAAAUUAACCAUUUAACAUUUAACUACUGGAUUUUCAACUACAUUUUAGUGACACUUUACAUUGAUCUUUACAUGAUGUAUUCUUGAAAUAAUUACUGUAAAUCUACAGCAACUACUGAAGAAAACUAGCUUUGUCAAGUAUGUGUAUAUUUAUUUUUUCACAUGAUUUUGUCACAUGGUUUUUCUUUCUAUGUUUGACAUAAUAAUAAACUUUUAUACUGGA